Messenger RNA from Hordeum vulgare subsp. vulgare (domesticated barley), 484 nucleotides. Its product is annotated as UDP-glucuronic acid decarboxylase 4-like. NCBI's taxonomy places the organism in Eukaryota, Viridiplantae, Streptophyta, Magnoliopsida, Poales, Poaceae. The transcript has 4 exons. The record is from RefSeq and is a predicted model, not a curated record. Gene Ontology annotation, biological process: D-xylose metabolic process. Gene Ontology annotation, molecular function: UDP-glucuronate decarboxylase activity; NAD+ binding. The coding region runs from base 68 to 484 and encodes 138 amino acids. Gene Ontology annotation, cellular component: cytoplasm.
UUUAAAUUCAUUACAUAUAGAACGUAGUAUUACUCUUUCUCCAGAGAAGUACCACUGAUGUGUAUGUAUGUUUCUCUGGACAACAGGUGUCAGGAGUUGCUACGACGAGGGGAAGCUUACAGCUAAAACCUUGACCAUGGACUACCACCGUGGUGCCAACCUUGAGGUUAGGAUUGCUCGGAUCCUUAACACCUAUGGCCCGUGCAUGUGCAUUGACGAUGGCCAUGUUGUCAGCAACUUUGUUGCUCAGGCGCUAAGGAAGGAGCCUUUAACAGUUUACGGCGAUGGCAAGCACACCAUGAGUUUCCAAUACAUUUCUGAUUUGGUUGAGGGGUUGAUGAGGCUGAUGGAAGGUGAUCACAUUGGGCCAUUCAACUUGGGCAACCCCGGUGAGUUCACCAUGCUGCAAUUGGCCAAGGUUGUCCAUGACACCAGCGACCAUGAUGGUGAGUUCAAUAACACUAUUAUGAUGAUGGAGUGCUGA